CGCCGACAGAGGCACCCAACACAUCAGCGUUGUCGCAAGUCAGUGCUUAAACAUCGUCAGCUACGGACACAGGGCGAGGUUCGCGCAAUCAGGCGCUAUGCUUAGACGGGUAAAACCUGCUUCUUGAAGGGGCAGUGGCCUCGCGCAUCUGUUUUCCUCCAACUAUCUGCAUAGCACUUACGCCACUACGAUCAGUUCCCUCGAGCUCAGCCAACGACACCGCUUCUUCUGAGACGGUAGUUUUCUUUUACGGCUCGAACAAGGCAACGGCUUCGAUCAACAGUUCUGCCUUCUAAAAGUGGGCAAAGCUCAAGCCUGCAAUGGACGCUGAAUCAUACCGAAAUGUUGGUGGCGUGUGGCUGCACAAGGCCUUCCGCGAGGAAAACGUCCGUUCGGCCAUCCAGUACAAACCUCGUGAAGGCGACAUCUUCAUCGUAACGUAUCCCAAGUGCGGCACCAACUGGGUUCAGUUCAUCGUCUACAACAUAUUGACGCGUGUCAAGCCCCUGCCGAGUCUGCGCGAAUUUGGUCUCUUGAGUCCAUUCAUCGACAUGAUCGGUGCCAAAGCGGCCGAGAAUCCAUCGAGAAACGGCCCAAUCAUGACCCAUCUUCCACCAAAUGUCCUUCAGCCUGUCAAGGGGUGCAAAUACAUCUACGUGACCAGGAACCCAUAUGACUGUGCCGUGUCCUUCUACCACUUCAUCAAGGGAUUCACACUCAAGACGGUGACCGACGUCUCUUUCGAAAGUUUCCUCGCCCUGUUCUUGUCGGGAAAGGUUAUCUACGGUGACUACUUCGAUCAUCUGCUUCCUUGGUACAAGCGCCGAGCCGAUGAGAACGUUCUGUUUUUAACGUACGAGCAACUCAAGCAAGACACGAGAGGACACGUACUGAAGAUCGCCGACUUCCUCGGUGACGACCACUGGUGCGGCUCUUCGGAAAGACGAGGCCCUGUUCCAGCGCAUUUUGGACGCCUGCAGUCUCGAAAGCAUGAAGGCUUUCUUCAAGGAUUCUCCGGGAGAGCGGAUAAAGGAAAUAUGUAAAGCCGCGACCGAAGUAUCCCUGACGUCUACAGAGCCUUUGAACAGGGAUCCGCAGAGAAACGUCGAUAAACACGAAGGUUCUGGCUUUGUGAGGAAAGGAAUUGUCGGAGAUUGGAAGAAUUACUUCACUGCGGAGCAGCUAGACAAGACAAAGGCUUGGAUCGCCUCUAAAACCAGCGGAAGCGACGUUAUGGAACUGUGGCGUGAAUAUGAUCUUCCAUGAUUCUGUAGCUUGAACUCCAAUGCAAUCCAUUACAGGGCGCCGCCGUAUUGCAGUCAAUUUUUCGAUGCCGGAGACAUGUUUCUUGUUUUGACUCCAUCAACUUUUUGUUCGCGAUCAACGGUAAUAUGCGGCACGGCCUUUGAUGUUUGCGAGGACGCCCGACGGUAUAAGUCGUUGUCGUAAUAAUUAAAGAAAUAUUUAUUAGAACGUACACUAUAUUUCAAGUUCGUGUUGUUUGAAAAUAUGUCUCAAUAAAUGGAGCUGAAACUUUCUAUCCGUUCAGUAUUUUACUGUGUCCCUUACUUAGCCAACGCUUUUCCU
Messenger RNA from Dermacentor silvarum, 1587 nucleotides. Its product is annotated as sulfotransferase ssu-1. Gene Ontology annotation, biological process: sulfation. Gene Ontology annotation, molecular function: sulfotransferase activity. Gene Ontology annotation, cellular component: cytoplasm. The record is from RefSeq and is a predicted model, not a curated record. The transcript has 3 exons. Bases 321 to 1043 code for a protein of 240 amino acids. Lineage: Eukaryota; Metazoa; Arthropoda; Arachnida; Ixodida; Ixodidae.